AGGCUGCCACCUGAGCGAGUACUGGCCUGGCCUGCCGCCGCCUGUGUCAUGGCUCCUGGGAGUGUCUCCAGUGUUUCUUCCUCUUCCUCCUCUUUGCCCUCCAGGGACACAUCCCCUUCUGGAUCGUGUGGGCUCCGUGGGGCUGACAAGCCAGGUACCACCUCGUUCUGUAGCCCCAGGCUGGUCUGGAAAUAAGUCUUUCCACCCCUGUGUCUGGGAGUCCUGGGGUAACCGGUCCACAUUGCCGCGGAAUCGCAGCAGGCCAACGGAACCCAACAAUGCUACGCAUGGUGCUAGAGGCUCUAAGGGCCAGGGAGAAGCGCCAGGGCACUUCAGUUGUGGCCAUCAAGGUCUACAUCCAACACAAGUACCCCACAGUGGACACCACCCGCUUCAAGUACCUGUUGAAGCAGGCUCUGGAAACUGGUGUUCGUCGGGGCCUCCUCACCAGGCCUGCUCACUCCAAGGCCAAGGGUGCCACUGGCAGCUUCAAACUAGUUCCGAAGCCCAAGACAAAGAAAGCUUGUGCCACAAAAGCCGGCAGGGGAGCUGCAGGUGCCAAGAAGACAGGCCCCAAGAAAUCUGGAUUGCUGAAAAAAGACCAAGUUGGCAAGGCCACGAUGGAGAAAGGGCAGAAGAGGAGGGCUCACCCUUGCAUGGCAGCCACACUGGAGUUUGCCCCUAAGAAAGCCAAGGCUAAACCGAAAGAGGUCAGAAAGGGCCCCCUAAAACAAGACAAAGCAGGGGCCCCUCUGACUGCCAACGGAGGCCAGAAGGUCAAACACAGUGGGAGCAGGCAAGAAGCAGAUGCCCAUGGGAAAACCAAAGAUGUGCGUGAGAAAUCGAAGCCCCCGGCCAGCAAGGUCCAGAAUAGCGUUGCUUCCCUCGACAAAAGGAAGAUGGCAGACACGGCCCACACUGAGACAGUCGUUCAGGGGACCAAGACAGUACAGGAGACCAAAGUGCCCACUCCCUCCCAGGACAUAGGACACAAAGCACAACCCACACCUAGGGUCAGGAAGGCAAAGACCCCUGAGACUCCCCAGGACCUCCUCCAAGGCUCCCAACAAGUAGCCUGAGGCUAGUAGCCAGGGCCCGGGAGAUGGCGAUUCUGAAGCUUUUAUCUGCUAACAAACCGUCACAAUGUUUAAUCAUAACUUAUUUAUCAAUAAAGACUUUGUAUUC
Mus pahari (shrew mouse) is the source of this 1185-nucleotide messenger RNA. RefSeq names its product histone H1oo. The transcript has 6 exons. NCBI's taxonomy places the organism in Eukaryota, Metazoa, Chordata, Mammalia, Rodentia, Muridae. Gene Ontology annotation, cellular component: nucleosome. The coding region runs from base 279 to 1079 and encodes 266 amino acids. The record is from RefSeq and is a predicted model, not a curated record. Gene Ontology annotation, biological process: nucleosome assembly. Gene Ontology annotation, molecular function: DNA binding.